Manihot esculenta (cassava) is the source of this 2469-nucleotide messenger RNA. RefSeq names its product casein kinase 1-like protein 10. The coding region runs from base 647 to 2032 and encodes 461 amino acids. The transcript is spliced from 14 exons. NCBI's taxonomy places the organism in Eukaryota, Viridiplantae, Streptophyta, Magnoliopsida, Malpighiales, Euphorbiaceae. Gene Ontology annotation, molecular function: ATP binding; protein serine/threonine kinase activity. The record is from RefSeq and is a predicted model, not a curated record. Gene Ontology annotation, cellular component: cytoplasm; nucleus. Gene Ontology annotation, biological process: peptidyl-serine phosphorylation; signal transduction; endocytosis.
GAUGUUACAGUGUCAAAAUGGAUAGAAGAAAAAGGAGGAAAAUUGAAGGCGGAGAGAGAAAACAAUGAAAACUGCUUUCAUUGUACUAACAAAACAAAAAAAAAUAUACUUUUUUUUUUCUUCUUCUUUUUUUCCCUGUUCUCUUUCAUUUGAAAUCAAAAGCUUCAAAUGAAAAACAUUUCUGCAAAACUCCUUUUUCUCAUAUCUUCUAUCAGCUGUCCUUUUUUAAAAAUCUAUUUUCGAUUUGAUUUAAUUUCGUGAAAAUUUUAUUGAAUUUGCGGAAAUUUUCCUCUUAUUUUUUUACCCCUAGUUCAUGAUUAUUAUGAAAUGCGGUUUCAUGUUCUUAUUUAUUAGUACUCAGGGUUUUGAUCUCCAUUUAUUUCAUCCGUGGGGCAAAUCCUUUAUUGAGUUUUGAUUUUCUUUUUUUAUUGAUUAAUUUGUUUGUAUAAUCAUCAAGUUGGUUUUGAAUUCAUACUGCAUUAGAUUUUUUUUUUCGGUUGAUUGUUGUUGAAAUAGUUAAAGCUGAGAUAACUCCAAAAUUCUUGCCACUCAAAGAGAUUUUGGAUUUUGAGUGUUGAAAUAAUUAGAUUUUUUAGAAUCCCCCCUCCGCAACCUCCACAAUUGGUUAUACAAAUCAAAUUUAGUGAUGGAUCAUAUAAUUGGGGGUAAAUUCAAAAUGGGUCGGAAGAUCGGUGGUGGAUCCUUCGGCGAGCUAUUUCUUGGGGUUAAUGUACAGAAUGGAGAGGAAGUUGGUAUAAAGCUGGAACCUGCAAAGACCAAGCAUCCUCAGCUUCACUAUGAAUCUAAAAUUUAUAUGCUUCUUCAAGGAGGAACGGGAAUUCCUCAACUCAAGUGGUAUGGUGUUGAGGGCGAGUACAAUGUCAUGGUCAUUGACCUUCUAGGGCCAAGUCUUGAAGACUUGUUCAAUUAUUGCAAUAGGAAGUUUUCCUUGAAAACAGUGUUGAUGCUUGCAGAUCAGUUGAUUAACAGAGUCGAGUAUAUGCACUCAAAGGGUUUUCUUCAUCGUGAUAUAAAGCCUGACAACUUUCUUAUGGGUUUAGGACGAAAAGCCAAUCAGGUUUACGUCAUUGACUAUGGGCUUGCAAAAAAGUAUAGGGAUCUUCAAACACAUAAGCACAUACCCUACAGGGAAAAUAAAAAUCUCACCGGCACAGCUCGAUAUGCUAGUGUGAACACUCACCUUGGAGUUGAACAAAGCAGAAGAGACGACUUGGAAUCUCUUGGUUAUGUACUAAUGUAUUUCCUAAGGGGAAGCCUUCCCUGGCAGGGUCUUAAAGCAGGGACAAAGAAGCAAAAAUAUGAUAAAAUCAGUGAAAAGAAGAUGUUGACUCCUGUUGAGGUUCUCUGCAAAUCAUAUCCACCUGAAUUCAUAUCAUACUUCCACUACUGUCGAGCAAUGCGUUUUGAAGACAAGCCCGAUUAUUCCUAUUUGAAAAGGCUUUUCCGCGAUUUAUUUGUUAGAGAAGGUUAUCAGUUUGACUUUAUCUUUGACUGGACUAUAUUAAAGUAUCCUCAGAUUGGUUCCAGCUCCAGACAGCGGCAGUCUAGUGGGAAAGCUGGUACUAAACCACGGCAAUCUGUUGAACAAACAGAAAAGGCUCCAGUAGUAAAACAAGAGACUCGUGAUAGAUCUUCAGGUGCACUUGAAGCAUUCGGUAGAAGAACUGCUUCUGGUGCCAUACAGCAGGGCGACCGCUUGAAGCAUAGGACAUCAGAGGAUGCAUCAGCAUCCAAGGAUGCCCGAUCUCAUACAGAAAGAGCUCGAAAUACUCGUAAUGGCAGUGUGUCGAAGAAGGCUGUUGCUUCGAGCAGCAGGCUUUCUACUGUUGCUGGCAGUGAGAGUAGAUCAAGUUGGCUGUUCUCAAAUAAUAGUCGUCUGUCUACCACCCACAGAAUUCAUUCGAGACCCGAGUCCAAAGUCUCCCAAGCCGCUGCCACAAAAGACACUCCUGACAAUCUGCUUAGGAGCUUUGAGAAGCUCAACACUGGCAUGGAUAAGAGCAAGCGAUGAACAUUGAUGCAAUACAUUUAGUUAAAAAAUGAUGCUGCUUUAUUCAGGGCAAGUGUUCGUUUUCCACUCUGAUUCGAGUAAUCAUAAAUAAAAUUUAUAUAGCUAAAUUACGGUACACUUUGCCAUUUUACGAAAGUAAUAUUCACCGGCAUUCCCUAUGAGCUGUUCUGAUGUAGUUCUGUAAAUUGACCACGAAGAAGACACAAAUUUACCCAGAAACUGUUGCACAUUUGAGGCUUAGUCAUAUAAUGUUGCAACUAUGGGUAGAAUACUGAGUCUGCAAUCUGCUUGUAGCAUUUCUGUAGCACUCAUCAGAUUAAACUGUUCACAAUUGACUCUUUAUGAUCAUUAUCUGUGUAAAUAAGUGUACCUCAAGGGAAGCAAAAUGGCUUCAAACCUAUCAGAUUUGAAUAAGAAUUAAGAAAUGUCUUACUUAA